Molecule: messenger RNA, 2141 nt
Organism: Xylaria bambusicola
Lineage: Eukaryota; Fungi; Ascomycota; Sordariomycetes; Xylariales; Xylariaceae
Exons: 1
Coding region: 1-2046 (681 amino acids)
Source: RefSeq, a predicted model, not a curated record
AUGGCAGAGUUUACCAAUGCUUUACGGAAGUACAAUAAUUCCUUCUUCCGGAUCCAUCCGUCCUCCAUCCCAGCAAUAGUCUGCGUUUUCAUAGGUGGAAGCCGACUGUACGCUCAGGCACAGCUUCAGAGUGAUUUUGACGGUAUCAUAGUUCUCAACUCAAAGCACGAAAUAUACACGCUCGUUGCCGAUAAACGAAACCGUCAAUGCCUCUGGAACCUGAUUGGUGUGGAAACCGAAGACAAAGUCGAUCUCUGCAUCCCCUCGCCAUCUUCGCCCCUAUAUAAUGAGUUUGACGCCAUUCGACUAUCAGGGCUUGACGAAAAUAAUAUUAAGAGGACAAUCACACUCCUAAGUUUGGAAUAUUUUACUCACCGCAAGAGUUCUCUUAAUAUUCUAUCUGGCGAAGACCAACGUGUAUACACUGAUAUCUCGGGAUCAGCACAGCUAUGUCAGGCGACGACCCUUGAAAAUGCCGUUAUCUUACACGAUCAAUGGCUUUAUGCAUCGGAAACAGUGGUCAGAUUCGGUAUCACCACAGACCUACUCUUGUCGGCUGCUUGUGUUUACGGCGAGCGACCUUACGGCCAAGGCAUCAAAUGCAUCCUUGCGAAGCAUUACACUUCCGUGGCAGAGGCUUCUCCACGUGCCAAACUGUUUGCUAAGUCACCCUUCUUCGUUCCUUCGUAUACGAAAUGGCUUGAUCAAGAGCUGGCUGGAAUCCUUCCUACGAACUUCACUCCGAGCUUCAACCGUAUCGAAGUAAGAUGUGAUCACGCAUUAUUGUUUGGUGACACAGCUCAGACACGUGCUAAUGUUGGCCUGUGUGAUUCUACACGGGCUACUCAACUCUCUUUGGAGGCCGUGAGGUUGUUCAACAAAGGGGAAUUUUCCCGGCGAGAUGGUCACCAGCCUCAGUUUUCGAACAAUUCAUCAUCUUACAUCGCCAGAACGAAAUCCAUCGACACUACCUUUGAUAUAUUUGUGAAGCAAACCCCAUUUGCGCAAGAUGAACUAAGAGGGGCAGUGAUCGGGGCAGAAUACUUCCCACGCAUGUCGAUUCCCUGGAUGGUAAGCUCAGGUGAGCUCCUGUAUCGAUUCUUUCCGGGGAGAACGGCGUCAGAUGUAAGGCUAUCAUAUAUUCGCGGGGAGCGAAAAGAUAGCUUUCUGUUGGAAAAGUUGCUAUACACUGAGCUCGUAAAGGCUGGAGAUACGCUUCGCGCGUAUAGAAGCUCCUUAUCUCUCGAAAGGAACUCUUCUGCGCAUCGCUGCAAUAUCCAGCGAUUUUUCCACGAUCGGUUGCUGGAAAAUCGACGUGUUCAAGCGCACUACGGGCAUGGCAUAUCUUUAGGAGGGCAAACAAUCUCACUCGACAGACUACUGUCGUUACGCUGGCUGAUAAACGGUACAUCCUACCCUUCUUUGUACCAAGCCUACAAAGAGGCGAGUGACAUUAUCUCUCCUACGUCAGCACAGAUCCUUUCUUGUCCGACUGUUUUCGGAUUAGGAGACGCCCAUGGUGGAAAUGUAAUGAUCGACGAGUCGAGUGCCAAGGGUGGUGGCACGAGCGAUAUCCUCUUCAUCGAUUACGAAGUAGCGGGCUUUCACCCCGUAAUGCUCGAUCUGGCGAAGCCACUCUACAAUGAUCUUUUCUACGAGAUGCUCUACCGACGGCUUACACCGAGUUGCAUUAGUCUGGGCUUGAAAUAUACCCUGGAUAUGGAAACCAACACAGUCAUCCUUGAUAUGAAGCCUCAGAUCGACAACUUGACACAAGCAUUGCUCGAUAUCAAGCUGCGGUACCUAAUAAAGCCGCUCUGCGACGAACUUCGAUUCCUAGGGGCGAAUCUAGAAGACCAUGUCCCGCUCCUCUCGACCUCGCUGUUCCUAUGCGCGACGUUAGGAUUAAGUCUCGCAAGUAACGAAGAGGCAUUCUUGGCCAACUUCGCCAGUGGCCUUAUGAUACAGGGCGCCCAAACUUGGCGAGAGUUGGCAUUACGACUAGAGGAACUGGGCUUCCAGGCUCGAGUCAUGGCAGAGCUAUGAUGGUUUUUUAAUCCGUAUAUAGACAAUCAAUCGGUAUACUGCAGCAAUCAUCCUUAGCUGGUGAUUUUAGGAAAAGUGUAUUAGCACAUGACAUG